GUGGUUAUCACCCAUCAGCCGCACGACGAGAGGACAUUUAAGAGGGCGUCACGUCGCUCGUCGGGUCGGGUGAGCAUCUUUCAUCCUUCCUUCCACACAAGAUAAGACAAUUGAAAACAUUGAUUGCACCUGGUGUGUUAGAAUUGAACGGCCUCUACGACAAAUCUCGAUACCCAUUGACGAUACCCAUCAACCGGCUUGAAGCCUUUUUAUCUUUAGUCUGCUGGAUUAUUCUCUCAAUCAUCCUCGCAGACGCCAAAUACCACACAUAGCAAACUGUCACAUCCCAAAUCCUCGCCUCGCCAACAUUAUGAACUCCUUCAAUCGUGCCUCCGCUCCGGCGCCUCUCGACAUGCACCGCGCAUCGCGCACUUCCUCUUCUACCUCUGACCAGGGGAGUGCUGGCUACUUCGACUCGCCCGCCUUCAUUGACGAUAAGCAACGCACUGGCUCGUACUCCAGUGAUGUGUCCAUUCUCGACUCUGCAUCGUCACCGCCCAAGUCAGCUCAUCCUUGGAUCAAGCCCGCGGCCACUGUCAACGUAUACACCACUUGCGGCCGACACACCGACCAGCUACUAUUUGGCGGGCCAUCCUUGACGGCGCUCGCGCGGUCGAUGAUGGGAAAGAAAUGACACACAGGUGCAGGGUCAAUGGACAAUGCUCUUCAUGUUGUAAUUCCACUUGUUUCCACAUGAUCGUGUGCGAUCAUUUUACGCAAGCAACGUCGCUGGCCGGCAUGGGAUGAGAAUUAUGGUGGGCGGUACGGCGUUUUCUGGGGGCAACGUAACCGGCUGUGUGAGGGCGAAGGGCUCUGGCCAGAAUAAUUGGUGGGAGUGGCCAUGUACAACACUUUACGUGUGCAAUAGUUUUGAUGAGUCCAUGAAUAUGAUAACGACUUCUAAAUUUGGCAAUGGCCGGUAUGAAC
Ilyonectria robusta is the source of this 927-nucleotide messenger RNA. RefSeq lists its product as uncharacterized. The transcript has 2 exons. The record is from RefSeq and is a predicted model, not a curated record. Bases 311 to 634 code for a protein of 107 amino acids. NCBI's taxonomy places the organism in Eukaryota, Fungi, Ascomycota, Sordariomycetes, Hypocreales, Nectriaceae.